Molecule: messenger RNA, 3035 nt
Organism: Sitophilus oryzae (rice weevil)
Lineage: Eukaryota; Metazoa; Arthropoda; Insecta; Coleoptera; Curculionidae
Gene: Rtel1
Product: regulator of telomere elongation helicase 1 homolog
Exons: 16
Coding region: 143-2944 (933 amino acids)
Biological process (GO): DNA recombination; negative regulation of t-circle formation; regulation of double-strand break repair via homologous recombination
Cellular component (GO): nucleus
Molecular function (GO): DNA polymerase binding; DNA helicase activity; hydrolase activity, acting on acid anhydrides, in phosphorus-containing anhydrides
Source: RefSeq, a predicted model, not a curated record
ACUGACAUUUCGGCUUCGAAAAGAGCGCAAUUUCUUAAUUUUUAUUUUUAACCUGUAGUUAUUUGUUAUUCUGUUUAUUAUCGUUAAUAAUAUACAAAUGUUAAAGUAACUAAUUAUCUGUAUCAGUUAUAAUAAAAUCAAAAUGCCUAUGAUAGAGCUGAAAGGUGUUCCUGUGGAAUUUCCAUUCGAACCCUACGAAAUCCAAAAGAAUUACAUGGAAAAAGUUAUAGAGUGUUUACAAAACGAAACAACGGCAGUUUUAGAGAGCCCUACAGGCACCGGCAAGACCCUGUGUUUAUUAUGUGCAUCACUGGCUUGGUUGCAACUAAAAAAGACACAAUUACAACUUCAAAGGAGUAUGCCUGUUAUCCCUAACGAGCAAGAAAAUGAGUUUUUGGAUAAAUUGAAUAAUGAACUAGAGAAGAAAAUUGGUAAAAUAGCGACAGGUAGAUCGUUUCUUGGUUUACCGACUAUCAUCUAUGCCUCUAGAACUCAUUCACAGUUAUCACAAGCUAUGCAAGAGUUAAAAAGGUCCUCUUACAGUCACAUGAGAGCUUCAGUACUGGGUUCUAGAGAUCAGUUAUGUAUUCAUCCUGAAGUUAUGGCAGAACCAGAUCGAGGUCUCAGGGUGCAAAUGUGUCGAAUGAAACUAGCUACGAGAAUGUGUCAUUUGUAUAAUAAAGUAGACCGGCUUAAAGAAGACCAUAGGAUAAAUGAUAGUUGUAUUAUUGAUAUAGAAGAUAUGGUAAAAUUAGGGGAUAAACAUAAAUUUUGUCCCUAUUAUAUGACCAAAGAGUUACAACAAAGGUCGGAUAUCAUUUUUGCACCAUAUAAUUACUUGUUGGAUCCAAUAGCUAGGAAAGCCUUAGGGUUAAACUUAAAUAAUAGCGUUGUGAUUCUGGAUGAGGCUCAUAAUGUUGAAAAUGUGUGUGAGAAUUCGGCCUCGAUAGAAAUAAAAGCUUCAGAUAUAGCUUUGGCUAUUGAAGAAACUACUGGCAUAAUGAAACUAGUCAGUGAAACAGUAAAUUUUAAUGAUUCGCCACAAGAUAUCGAACCGGAAGAGCUGGCAACGCUGAAAGAGAUGUUGCUGAAUUUCGAAAAAGCAUUAGACGAGAUAGUUUUGAAUAAGACCGAGGAAGUUAACAACUAUCCUGGGGAUUUUAUUUUUGAAUUGUUGGAAAAAGCUAGUAUUAAUGCUGGAAAUUCUUAUGUAAUUAUCGCUCUGAUCGAUAAAGUAGUUCAGUUCCUAUCAACAAAAAAUGAUGGACCGUUUGCAAGGAAAGGCAAAGCUUUGCAGCUUUUUUCCGAUUUUCUAACUAUUGUGUUUGCGAGUAAAGCUACUAAAGAAAAAGUAAAAUGGUGUUAUAAAGUACACAUACGGGAAGAGGACAAAUCAAAUAAAAGUAAAAAAGUACUAAACAGCUGGUUGGCCAAGGGUGGUCCAACCAAAAACAGGAUUUUGUGUUUUUGGUGUUUUAGUCCAGGAUUUGGUAUGGACAUGAUUUUGAGUAAUAACAUUAAGGCGUUGAUACUAACUAGUGGUACUUUGGCUCCUUUAAAACCUUUUAUAUCGGAGCUAGAGCUAAAAGUGACGGUACAGUUAGAAAAUCCGCAUAUAAUCGGUUCGAAUCAAAUCUGUGUCAAAAUUUUGACAGCUGGUUCGGAUGGGGAACCUUUAAAUAGCAGUUAUCAAAACAGGGAGAAUCCUAGGUAUAUCAGCUCUCUGGGCAGGACCAUAGUAAAUUUAACGCGAAUCAUACCCAAUGGCCUUCUUAUUUUUUUCCCUACUUAUCCUGUCAUGCACAAGUGUCAAAGUUCAUGGCAAGAAGACGGUAUUUGGAGCAGCAUAUCCAGUCAAAAAGCGAUAUUUGUUGAACCCAGAGAGAAAGAUGCCUUCAACACCGCAAUGGCCGGGUACUAUGAGAAAGUCAGAGAUCCCAGCUUGAAGGGGGCCAUUUUUAUGGCCGUGUGUAAAGGAAAAGUUUCUGAAGGUUUGGAUUUUACCGACGCCAAUGGUAGAGCUGUCAUUAUUACUGGUCUACCAUAUCCACCCUUAAAGGACGCAAGGGUUGUAUUGAAGAGGAGGUACUUAGAUCAGUGUCAUGCGAAAGACCAAGAUUAUUUAAGAGGCCAAGACUGGUACUCGUUGGAAGCUUCAAGGGCUGUCAAUCAAGCGAUAGGUCGUGUAAUUCGUCACAAAGACGACUACGGUGCAAUUUUGUUACUAGAUCAGAGAUUUAAUAACUUUAGAAUUAAGGAACAAAUGUCGAAAUGGCUCAGGGGACAUAUUACAGUUGUGGGUAAAUAUUCGGAAAUCAUAAGAGAUCUGAGUCAGUUCUUUAGGAACGCACUAAAAACUUUACCCGCUCCUACUGCCAAGCCUUUUAUAAAUAAGUUACCGUCAACGUUUAGCGAUGACAGUUAUAAAACAGGAAACCUAAAUUUCAGUACACAGAGUUCUAUAUCGUUAUCGUCCGAUUCUGACUGUUCUGUGAUAUCAAAUCCCGGCUGUUCAAAUGCUGGUUUUGACUUGAUGAGCGUAUAUACAAAUAAAGAAAACGGUUUAGUAAGAAUUUACAGUAACAAACGAGAAAACAGUGAGAUUAUACAAAGUAACCAGAUUAAGAAAAAGAAAUACAUUGUGCAAACUAAAACGUUGCCUGUAGAUGAGGAAAAAUUACUUGAUCCAAAACAGUCCUUAUCUGAAUAUGUUGCGAUGGUAAAGAAAAAUCUGGGGUCAAAUUUCCAGGCUUUCAUAGAUGAAUUGACCGCAUACAAGGAGCAUAACGACAUCAAUAAAUACUUGGAUAAAGUUGACCCUUUGGUUCCGAGCAACUUGAAGUAUAUUUUCAUAGGAAUGAGCAAAUAUAUCCGAGAAAUGCACAAGGAUACGUUCAAAACCUUCUUGAAAAGAUACAACUUGAGUAUGCCAGAAGAUUUAUAAGUUACAUUAAGACUAACUAAACUUAAUUUCGUAUUUUGAUAUAUCUUUUUAUUUUAUAGAAUUAGUUAAAAAUUAAUAUAUAUCUAAGUAU